Molecule: messenger RNA, 2331 nt
Organism: Amyelois transitella
Lineage: Eukaryota; Metazoa; Arthropoda; Insecta; Lepidoptera; Pyralidae
Exons: 2
Coding region: 208-2145 (645 amino acids)
Cellular component (GO): nucleus
Molecular function (GO): DNA binding
Source: RefSeq, a predicted model, not a curated record
AUACCGGUCAGAAGGUAUUACCGGUCAUCGCAAAAUCUCCCAUACUACUACGUUCCGCACACGCACACAUACACAGCGCGUCGCAUGAUGUAGCCGAGCGCGAACGCCCCGGCCCCCGCUUCAUUCCAAGCCGCCAUUUGCAAUGAACGCACGUCACUUGUUUUCGCGCCCAGUUGAAGUAAUUUUUCGGGUUAAAACAAUAAGAGAAUGCCUAAAAGAAGAAGCCAACCAGUUUCAAAGGCGUCAUGGAGCCAAGAUCAACUACGCAGAGGGUUCAACCUGGUGGCGGAUGGAAAACCUAUUCGAGAAGCAGCGCGAUCUUGUGGUGUACCGUUUUCUACGCUUCAAGAAAGGAUAAAGAACAAGAACAGUAAUAAACCACAACUGGGACGAAACACUGUCUUCACGAGGGAGCAAGAAAACGAAAUGGCUACGCAGGUUAAGUUCCUUGGUAAAAUAUUUUACGGGUGCACUUCGCUUCAAAUUAGGAAAAUGGCAUACGAAUAUGCUGUAAAAAAUAACAUUAAGCAUAAUUUUAAUGACACUUUUGAACUUGCUGGCAAGGAUUGGCUCAAAGGAUUUAUAAAAAGAAAUCACUUAUCUAUCAGGAAAGCUCAAGGUAUGAGUCUGAAUAGAGCAACUGCUUUUAACAAAAACGAAGUUGGUAUGUUUUUCAAACUUCUUACAGAGCUAAUGGAUAAAUACAAGUUUCUGCCAAGAAACAUAUGGAACGUAGACGAAACUGGGAUUUCCGCAGUGCAAGACCCCGGAAAAAUUGUGGCAGAGAAAGGACAGAAACGUGUAGGUUCUAUUACUAGCGGAGAGAGAGGAAAGACUGUGACAGCUGUGUGUGCUGUAAAUGCUACCGGAGUCUACGUCCCACCAAUGCUAAUUUAUCCACGACAGAGACAUUCAUCUGCUUUAGAAACAGACGGCCCUCGAGGGGCAGUCUAUCGGUGCUCGAAAAAUGGCUGGAUUAAUGAAGAUCUCUUUGUAGAUUGGCUUAAGCAUUUUGCAGAAUUCACCAAGCCUUCAGAAAACGAGCCCAUAUUGCUGGUCCUGGACAACCAUGCAAGCCACAUUUCUUUGAGAGCUUAUGAAUUUUGCAAAGGCAACAACAUAGUGAUGUUAUCAUUACCACCACAUGGCUCGCAUAGAAUACAACCCCUAGAUGUUUCCGUCUAUGGUCCAUUGAAAGCAGCCUAUAAACAAGAAUGUAAUCUUUUUAUAAAGAAUCAAUUGGGAAAAAAGAUAACACAAAAUGAUCUCGCUUCACUGUUCAGAAAAGCUUUUCAAAAAAUAGCAACCAUUCCAAAAGCUGAAGCAGGUUUUGCUGCUACAGGAAUAUAUCCUUUAAACCCCGACGUAUUUACAGACGAAGAUUUUGUGGCUGCUGAAAUUUUAAAUAGUAACGAAGUUGUAGUUUCGACAGAAGAAGUAAGAGACCGGGAUAACAAGACACCAGAAGCCCAAAUCAUAUUAGAUGAAUCAAUAACACAUGACCCACCAACUCAUUCUCAGACCAUUUUAUCUAAAUCACCAUCUCUUAUUGAUGUAAUUGAACCAGUCUCAACAAAUAAUACACCAAUAAUUUCCGCAUUUGAGCAGCCGAGCAAUAUUUAUACAAACCCCAUUCCUUCUACCUCAGGAAGUGGUAAUACUAUCACAGUUAGGGAUCUUCUGCCACUGCCAAGUAAGUCGAUGGAAAAGACAAAAAAUAUACUAUCUCGCAAGCAGCAUGCAUCAGUCCUGACAGGAACUCCUAACAAACAAGCAUUGAUUGAGAAAGAAAACAGAAAAAUUUUAAAAGAGAAAAAACUUAAAAUAAAACCUGAAAAAAAGACAAUUAAAAGAAAAGGAAAAUCGAUCGAAGUGAAAAAGGCUAAAAGAAGAGUGCUUCAAGACAAAAACAAGCGUAAUGAUAGUACAUCGGACUCGGAAAUAGAAAUGACAGACUUACGUGAAGAUGAAGACACUGAUGCUGAUGAUGAUUAUGAAAAUAAAUGUAUCAUUUGCGAUGAUUAUGGGCAAAAUAACGAGCUGUGGUAUAGAUGUGUACUGUGUGGCCUCUGGGCACAUGCUGAAUGCUCUGGUUGUGACUCUCCAGAGGGUUAUAUCUGUGACUUAUGCCAUAACAAACCUUGACCGGUAUUAUCAACCGACUGACUGGUUUUACCCUCCGUGGUGUCGAAUACCAGUCAAAGUAGUUUUUUUUUUAAGACUAAUUAUGCCAAAAUUGUUUCAGUUAUUGAUCUCAAUUAAUGUGAUUUAGUUAGAAGAUUACCUAAAGUUUUGUUAUCGAUAAGAUUAAUAAAGGAAUAUUGAUUAUUA